Molecule: messenger RNA, 1064 nt
Organism: Plectropomus leopardus (leopard coralgrouper)
Lineage: Eukaryota; Metazoa; Chordata; Actinopteri; Perciformes; Serranidae
Gene: pgam1b
Product: phosphoglycerate mutase 1b
Biological process (GO): glycolytic process
Molecular function (GO): intramolecular phosphotransferase activity
Source: RefSeq, a predicted model, not a curated record
CCCUCUGAUUGGUGGAAACCAGCAGGAAAAGAGCUCGUGUCGAGCGUGAGAUCUGUCAAGUUCGAACAAGCCGGACAACUCACCUACAGCAAACUAUCCCUGCAGACCUCCAAACAUACUGCGGCGGCUUCUCUGUGGCCGUCUUUGGGGUUGCGGCGUAAGCAGGACAAAUCCGCGGACGUUGCUGCCGCGAUUCAAGAGGAGUCACCUACCCCACAUUUCCCGGAAAUACAGCGUAGAGGGCAUCGGUGUGAGGAUGGCUGCCUACAAGCUUGUCCUGAUCCGCCAUGGGGAGAGCUGCUGGAACCAGGAGAACCGCUUCUGCGGCUGGUUCGAUGCGGACCUGAGUGAAACCGGGGAGCAGGAGGCAAAGAGGGGAGGACAGGCCCUGAAAGAUGCUGGCUAUGAAUUCGACAUUUGCUACACCUCUGUCCUCAAGAGGGCCAUCCGCACCCUGUGGUUUGUUCUGGACAGCAUCGACCAGAUGUGGCUGCCCGUCCAUCGAACCUGGCGCCUCAAUGAGCGCCACUACGGUGGCCUGACUGGGCUGAACAAGGCUGAAACUGCAGCCAAACACGGAGAGGCUCAAGUUAAGAUCUGGAGGCGGUCCUUCGACGUUCCUCCCCCACCCAUGGAUGAGGGGCAUGACUUCUAUCAGACCAUAAGCAAGGACCGGCGUUACGCCGAUCUGACGGAGGACCAGCUUCCCAGCUGUGAGAGCCUCAAGGACACCAUCGCCAGGGCUCUGCCCUUCUGGGACGAAGUGAUCGUACCACAGAUCAAAGAGGGAAAGAGGGUUUUGAUUGCUGCCCAUGGCAACAGUCUCCGAGGCAUCGUCAAGCAUCUUGAGGGUAUGUCAGAGGAGGCCAUCAUGGAGCUGAACCUGCCGACAGGUAUCCCCAUUGUGUACGAGCUGGACGAGAGCCUGAAGCCUGUAGGACCCAUGCAGUUCCUGGGAGACGAGGAGACCGUCAAGAAGGCCAUGGCAGCUGUGGCUGCUCAGGGCAAAGCCAAGAAAUAGACCCCCCCCCCCUCACGCUGGAUGAGCUAGAGUACACAACAAU